Messenger RNA from Oryctolagus cuniculus (rabbit), 2209 nucleotides. Its product is annotated as cytochrome P450 2D17. Gene Ontology annotation, molecular function: oxidoreductase activity, acting on paired donors, with incorporation or reduction of molecular oxygen, reduced flavin or flavoprotein as one donor, and incorporation of one atom of oxygen; heme binding; iron ion binding. The record is from RefSeq and is a predicted model, not a curated record. NCBI's taxonomy places the organism in Eukaryota, Metazoa, Chordata, Mammalia, Lagomorpha, Leporidae. Gene Ontology annotation, biological process: arachidonate metabolic process; xenobiotic metabolic process. Gene Ontology annotation, cellular component: intracellular membrane-bounded organelle; cytoplasm.
GGAAGGCCCCGCACCCACGCAGCCAUGUUACAAUCAGGUUUCCCAUCGGAAACUGCAGAGACCAGAGGCCAGCGGCGGCCUGGACAGCUUCCAAGAGCACCGCGGACUUCCCAAGCGGCGGAAGGAGAGAGGUGUGUUUAGCUCACGGCUGUGAAGACAGCGGGUCAGACAGCACUCCCGAGGGCUUCAGAGCUCACAGCAGUGCACGAUUCCAGAGCCCGCGGGGCAGGAGACCAGCGCGGGAGCAAGACGCCGAGAGAGCUGGGGCCGGCACUGGCCCGUCAUUCCCUGGCUCUCCAAGGAGCUUAGGCAGGUCUGGGGCGUCUAGUAAGAGGCCUCCUGUCAGGUCCCUGCCACCCCCGCCCUGGGUAGGCCCGUGAAGAGGAGGAGCAAGGACCUCUGUGGCCGCCCAUGAACCUGGCCGCCCUGGCCACUCCCUGUACCCUGUGGCAGCACCAUCAACACAGCAGUUGGCUCCCAGCAGAGGUCAAAGGCCGAUCUGGGCUCCCAUACUAAGAGAACAGCCCGCACCUGGGGAGCACGGAGAGUGUGCUUAGAUUGUCCUGCCUAGUCCCUGGUGCCUGGGGGACUGGGGUGGGACAGGUAUAGCCAGAGGAGGCAAGAUAUCAACAAGACAGCCAUGGGGCUCCUGACCGGAGACGUCUUGGUAUCCCUGGCCAUGGCCAUGGCCAUCUUCCUGCUCCUGGUGGACCUGAUGCACCGGCGCCAGCGCUGGGCCGCACACUACCCACCAGGCCCCAUGGCACUGCCGGGCCUGGGCAACUUACUGCAGGUGGACUUCCGGGACCCACGGAGGAGCUACCACCAGCUGCGGUGCCGCUACGGGGACGUGUUCAGCCUGCAGCUGGCCUGGACGCCAGCGGUCGUGCUCAAUGGACUGGCAGCUGUGCACGAGGCACUGGUGACCUGCAGCGAGGACACUGCGGACCGCCCGCCCAUGCCCAUUUUCAACCACCUGGGCUUUGGGCCACGCUCCCAAGGGGUGAUCAUGGCGCCCUACGGACAGGCCUGGCGGGAGCAGCGCCGCUUCUCCAUGUCCAUGCUGCGCACCUUUGGUCUGGGCAAGAAGUCUCUGGAGCAGCGAAUGACUGAGGAGGCCGCCUGCCUCUGUGCUGCCUUCGCCAACCAUGCCGGACGCCCCUUUAGCCCCAACGCGCUGCUGAACAAAGCCGUGGGCAACGUGAUCGCCUCGCUCACCUUCGGGCGCCGCUUCGAGUAUGACGACCCGCGCUUCGUCAGGCUGCUGCACCUGACCAAGACCGUGCUGGAGGAGGAUUCUGGCACAGUGCCCUCGGUGCUGAACGUGGUCCCCGUGCUCCUGCGCAUCCCGGGCUUGGUGGACAAGGUCUUCUCUGGGCACAAGGCCUUUGGGGACAUGCUGCUUGAGCUAGUGACCGAGCACAGGAUGACACGGGACCCCACCCAGCCACCCCGAGACAUGACGGACGCCUACCUGGCCGAGGUGGAGAAGGCCAAGGGGAACCCUGACAGCAGCUUCAGUGAUGAGAACCUCUACUCGGUGAUUGGUGAACUGUUUAUCGGGGGGACGGUGUCCACGUCGGCCACACUGGUCUGGGCACUCCUGCUCAUGAUCCUGCACCCGGAAGUGCAGCGCCGUGUCCAACAGGAGGUAGAUGAGGUCAUAGGGCCGGCGCAGCAACCAGAGAUGGGGGACCAGGCACGCAUGCCCUACACCACUGCCGUGCUUCACGAGGUGCAGCGCUUCGCAGACAUCGGCCCACUGGGCACACCGCACAUGACAUCACGGGACACUAAAGUGCAGGGCUUCCUCAUCCCCAAGGGCACAGUGCUGUUCACCAACCUGUCAUCGGUGCUGAAGGACGAGGCCGUCUGGGAGAAGCCCUUCCGCUUCCACCCGGGACACUUCCUGGACGCCCAGGGCCGCUUCGUGAAGCAGGAGGCCUUCAUGUCUUUCUCCGCAGGCCGCCGCGCGUGCCUCGGGGAGCCCCUGGCCCGCAUGGAGCUCUUCCUCUUCUUCACCUGCCUGCUGCAGCGCUUCAGCUUCUCGGUGCCCGCGGGACAGCCCCGGCCCAGCGACCACGGCAUCUUUGCUACCCUGGUGACCCCGGCCCCCUACCAGCUGUGUGCUGUGGCCCGCUAGUGGGGGCACCGAGUCCCCAGCCCACCCCCAGCAGGGCCCUGAUGCACAAUAAAGCAGUCUCCUGGC